AACACAUGUCAAUUUUUUACUUUUAGAGAGACAGGGUCUGCUAUAUAUACCAGGGUGGUUUUGAACUCCUGGCCUCAAGCUAUCAUCCCACCUUCUCAGCCUCCCAAAGUUCUGGGAUUACAGACAAAAGCCACUGCACCCAGCCUGUGUUUUUAUUUAACUCAAUUAAUGACAGAAUCAGUGAGAUGUUACAACUGGUUCAAAGGAAAAUUCAGAGUAGAAACGUAUUUAACACAUCAGCAAUGUGGAAUUUAACUUGCUUAAAUAGAUGUACAAGAACAAUCUGCAUUCCUAUCAGUUAUCUACAACUUACAGAGUCUUAAAAUAGCUCAAAGGGAGGGAGCCCCAUAGAAUCAGAAAACCUGGAAGAGUAUGAGAGACAACCCCAUUGAAUUUACUUAUUGUGGGUCCACUUUAAAGUCUUUCACAAUUUUCCCUUACAAAAUAAACUUUAUUCAUUGCAGUUGAUUGCUAUACGUCUUAAGUUUCUUUUAUUCUAGAGAUGCCCCCUCCAUCUCUUUUUUUUUCUUUGUCACUGUCCAAUAACUGAUCAUUUGUCCUUGAAUCUCACCAUCCGGAUUUGCUUGUUGUGCCCCCAUGCUGUCUCUAACAUAUUCCUCUGUUUCUGUGUUUCCUUCUGGAUUCCCAGUCCAGAUUUGUGGACUCUUCAGGCUCUCCCUGUUCUGGGCUCUGUUCCUAUGUCCCACACCCCAGAUCUGCAGUCUUGGGCAAAUUCAGGCACUCCUUGCCUCACCUGGGCGGCUGACUGCAGCAGACUGCGUCUCUGUUCCCCUCCCAAGUCUGUGGAUCCCAGGCUCUACUGUGUUAAAGUCAGAGGGCUGACACUCCGGCCUUGGUGGUUGUGAGGAAGCUACUAGUCCACCCCUCAUACCAUGGGACCACUACCAGCGAGGAUGUUGCCCUGAUGCAGCUGGACUCCCCCUUGCAGGCCUCUGAUUUUUCCAGAAAACUGUGUCAGGGGGUACACACUAGUUGACUGUCUCCUAGUGAUGGAAGCAGCUGUUGAGGAUUAUUCCCUAGACCAAUUAGUCCAUUAGAUUGCAACAUGGUGAUAUUCCUGUUCCAUUUAUUAGCAGAAAUUCCUCCAUAAAGAGAAACCUUUCAUCAUCUAUUUAUUUUUGUUGCCUUUCAUUCUAUUUUUAAAAAUGUUUAUGUUUUUUGCAUCUAAUUAUCCUCAAAAUAAUGAACUAUUUCCUUAGCAUACUCCAAAAAUGAUAAAGGUCUUUUUUGUAAUAUUAUGAACUCAUGGAUUUCUUUCUCUCUUUCUUUCUUUUUUUUGAGAUGGAGUCUCAUUCUGUCACCCAGGCUGGAGUGUAGUGACGCGAUCUCGGCUCACUGCAGCCUCUGCCUCUGGGUUAACGUGAUUCUCCUGCCUCAGCCUCCUGAGUAGCUGGGAUCACAGGUGCCACCACCACGCCCAGCUAAUUUUUGUAUUUUUAGUAUAGACGGGGUGUCGCCAUGUUGGCCAGGCUGGUCUCGAACUCCUGACCUCAGGUGAUCCGUCCGCAUAGGCCUCUCACAGUGCUGGGAUCACAGGCGUGAGCCACCGCACCCGGCCUUAUUUCAUGUAUUUAAAUCACUCCAAGUUAUUGCCCAUAGUGAUGCUCCAAGUGUCCCAUCGUCAGUGGGAACGUCUUUUGGUUGGCUCCUGAGAGGGACCACUCAUUUUCCAGACCCUCUAGGACCUGAGGCCAGGCUGAGACGAUGCUCACAGGACUCGCAUACUGACUGGAACCGCGCCCGAUCGCACAGGAAGUCCGCCGGAAACCCUCUUGGAGCCCACCGGAAGUUUAGCGAACCACCCUCAACUUCCGGAAGAGCGCAGGAAGUUUGCCAGAAAACCGCCGGAAACGGACAGAAAGGAGUCCCUGCGACCGCGUAGCCUCCUGCAGCGCCCCCUGUUGGCAGAGUCGUAGUGAGGCCGAGAUGAGGUCCGCGACGUGGCUGCGUGAGCAUCGCGGCUGCCUGUGGAUGGGUGGGCGUGGGGCUGAGAGGAGACGACAGUGGGGAGCUUCCUCAGCGAUCCUGGGCUUCUCGGGUCAGGCCGACUUCAGUCCGGGCUGGAGGCCAUGCACAACACCAAGCGUAUGGCGGGGUCCUCAGCUGCCUCGGGACUGGCUCCGCCUCUGCUCCUGGUCCUGGGAUGGGGGCCAAAGGUUUUGGGCAGUGGCAGCAGCAGGAGGAAGUAGCACCCGGAAAACCUGUCUCCUGAGUCGACCCUUCCUGUCUGGGGGGCUGAACCCUGGCUGUCUUUGUUCCCAUAGCAACGAAUAGGGCUCCCCUAGGUUCCAGCCCCUUAGAUACGGUGUGCCCCAGGAGGGCUCUGAAGGAGCUACAGGUCCUUGUGAGGGCUCCAGCGUGAUUGCCACUGUUUAAUGACCUGCCACCCCCGCCCCCGCAACCUCUGGUGCCGUCCAAGGACUCUGACCCCAGUGCAGUGUCUGUAGGGAAGAGGAGCCAUGGGGCUUCGGGCAGGCCCCAUCCUGCUUCUGCUGCUGUGGCUGCUGCCAGGGGCCCAUGGGGAUGUGCUGCCUUCAGAAUGCGGCCACUCCAAGGAGGCUGGGAGGAUUGUGGGAGGCCAAGACACCCAGGAAGGACGCUGGCCGUGGCAGGUUGGCCUGUGGUUGACCUCAGUGGGGCACGUAUGUGGGGGCUCCCUCAUCCACCCACGCUGGGUGCUCACGGCCGCCCACUGCUUCCUGAGGUCUAAGGAUCCCAGGCUCUACCAUGUUAAAGUCGGAGGGCUGACACCCUCCCUUUCAGAGCCCCACUCGGCCUUGGUGGCUGUGAGGAGGCUCCUGGUCCACUCCUCAUACCAUGGGACCACCACCAGCGGGGACAUUGCCCUGAUGGAGCUGGACUCCCCCUUGCAGGCCUCCCAGUUCAGCCCCAUCUGCCUCCCAGGACCUCAGACCCCCCUCGCCAUUGGGACCGUGUGCUGGGUAACGGGCUGGGGGUCCACCCAGGAGAGAGCCCUGGCGAGUGUCCUUCAGGAGGUGGCUGUGCCCCUCCUGGACUCGAACAUGUGUGAGCUGAUGUACCACCUAGGAGAGCCCAGCCUGGCUGGCCAGCGCCUCAUCCAGGACGACAUGCUCUGUGCUGGCUCUGUCCAGGGCAAGAAAGACUCCUGCCAGGGUGACUCCGGGGGGCCGCUGGUCUGCCCCAUCAAUGAUACGUGGAUCCAGGCCGGCAUUGUGAGCUGGGGAUUCGGCUGUGCCCGGCCUUUCCGGCCUGGUGUCUACACCCAGGUGCUGAGCUACACAGACUGGAUUCAGAGAACCCUGGCUGAAUCUCACUCAGGCAUGUCUGGGGACCGCCCAGGUGCCCCCGGGUCCCACUCAGGCACCUCCAGAUCCCACCUAGUGCUGCCGCUUGAGCUGUUGACCGUAUGCUUGCUUGGGUCCCUGUGAACCACGAGCCAUGGAGUCUGGGAUCCCCCUUCUGGUAGGAUUGAUGGAAUGUAAUAAUAAAAACUGUAAGUUUUUUUAACGUGUAU
Molecule: messenger RNA, 3517 nt
Organism: Pongo pygmaeus (Bornean orangutan)
Lineage: Eukaryota; Metazoa; Chordata; Mammalia; Primates; Hominidae
Product: serine protease 30-like
Exons: 7
Coding region: 2481-3431 (316 amino acids)
Biological process (GO): proteolysis
Molecular function (GO): serine-type endopeptidase activity
Source: RefSeq, a predicted model, not a curated record